Paramecium tetraurelia is the source of this 750-nucleotide messenger RNA. RefSeq lists its product as uncharacterized. The record is from RefSeq and is a predicted model, not a curated record. The transcript is spliced from 2 exons. Lineage: Eukaryota; Ciliophora; Oligohymenophorea; Peniculida; Parameciidae.
AUGAAUAUGCUAAAUCCAAACUGUUUAAUGAGCAUGACUUUCAAUCUUAAUGAGUUAUCUACUCAUAUAGCAGAAUAAAUAAAAAACUAAAGUGAGUAGAUUCAAGUAAUAUACACAGAAAAGUAAAAAACUUUUGAAAUAUUACAAAAACAACUAGAGAAGAUGAAUCAACUAAUUUCUAAAAUGUGUAACAAAUAACCUCCUCAAAGAAUUGAUGAGAUACAAAUUCUCAAGAAUCAGUAAUAUAAAUAUGAGCUUUAAAUGGAAGAAGAAUUAGAGCUUCCAUGUUAUAGAAACAGAAUCUUUCAAAUCAAACUAAGGCUUGUUUAGAAUGAAAAAACAAUAAUCAAUGUAAAUAAACCUCCUUGUAGAAUUGCAAAUGUAAGUAUAGCAAGUAAUAUUAGUUGGACUUAUGACAAGAUUCCUAAAAAACUCACUCACAAUAACAAAAACCAAUCAAUCUUCAAAGGGUGUUAAUAAACGAUUAUAAAAAAAGGUUAUGGCAGCUUGAGCCGGAUUUAGAUUAAGGAAGUUUCCUCCCAUUUUCCAAAAGGAUCAUUUCUAAUGAUUAUAUUACCAAUAGACGACGGCGCUAUUAUUGGGGAUGAGAGUAAAUUUUUAAUCAAAAAAGAAUGGAUUAAGCCAUUGAUUAUAAAUGAUGUUGCUAUUAAGGCAAAAAAGUUUUCUGAUCGACACAACCCUUAUUAUGUAAAAUCAGAUGGAACAAUAAACAUUUUGGAAUAGGAAUGA